This is a messenger RNA of Syngnathus acus (greater pipefish), 1089 nucleotides long. RefSeq names its product lymphocyte antigen 75-like. Gene Ontology annotation, biological process: biological process involved in interspecies interaction between organisms. Gene Ontology annotation, cellular component: external side of plasma membrane. Bases 160 to 1089 code for a protein of 309 amino acids. NCBI's taxonomy places the organism in Eukaryota, Metazoa, Chordata, Actinopteri, Syngnathiformes, Syngnathidae. The record is from RefSeq and is a predicted model, not a curated record. Gene Ontology annotation, molecular function: carbohydrate binding. The transcript has 7 exons.
AACGUGUUAGGAGCUUUUGUGACGUCACGUGUUAGCCGACGUCAUAGUGGUAUCAAAACACGCGCGCCUUUUGUGACUAGUAUAGUCCGUCCAUCAUUUGCUUUGGAGUCGAAUUGUUGACUGCAAACUAUUUGCGUGGAAUCUCCUCUCCCGUGAGCGAUGAGAAACCAACUGGCCGCGCGCCUUGUCCGUAUUCUUGCGUUGAGCGCCGCGUGGACUUCGUCAACUGAUCCGGGCUUAGCGUGUGAGAAAGACUGGCUCCCUUUCGGCUCCUGUUGCUACAAGAAGAUGAACACCCCCAACGGUUGGCUGGGGGCUCGGCACGACUGCGUCUGGGAGGGCGGCGACCUGGUCUCCAUCGCCUCGUCGGACGAGGAAGCCUUUGUGAAGAAGGAAAUGGGCAAGGACCGCUUCUGGAUCGGACUCUCCAAUCUGAAAUGCGACGAGGCUUGGUGUCAGUAUGACAAGGAGCAAAAGGAGCUGACUUGGUCCAAUGUCCGCGUGACGGCGAGCUACUCCAACUGGGACAACCGUCAGGUUGGAAGCUCCGACGUCGAGUCCUGCGCGUUCGUCAACCAAGGCGUGUCCACGACCGUGCGUCAGCUAGGGAAGUGGCGACACGGCUCGUGCGGAUCCUCGUUGCCAUACAUGUGCGAGCGCUCGCCGGACGACUGCCCGGAGGGCCGACAGUGUUCCUUAAAAGACUUUGGUUACGAUCGAGUGGAGACUUCCUCCUGCGACCCCGGCGAAUUCCUGUUCAACGAUUCUUGCUAUCAUUUCACUUGGCAUCGUUACCGUUGGAAGGAAGCUGAGGACUUCUGCAAGGAACGCAAAAGUCAUCUGCCCAGCGUCCACUCAGAGGACGAAAUCAAAUUCUUGUCAGGUGAGCGCCAAGACAAACUGACAAUUCCACGAUUAUCCCGCAAUGCUCACCAGCAUCUUUGUAACUUGCGCUUGUUCUGCUUUUCUCAAGAUCACCUAAAAGACGAUUACUGUUCUUGGGUGGGACUCAGGAAUAGGAAGGACAAUUUUAAGUUCACUGACGGAACAUCUACCAAUGAAGAUGUCAUACUGAAAUGCAAAACAUAA